Caenorhabditis auriculariae is the source of this 1407-nucleotide messenger RNA. The record is from the annotation of a GenBank genome assembly. Lineage: Eukaryota; Metazoa; Nematoda; Chromadorea; Rhabditida; Rhabditidae.
AUGAAAACUAUGGGUGAGAUGAUCUGCGAGCCGCAGGCGACAACCAUUCCCAUAUCACUUUAUCAGUUGAUACCCAGUUUCGCAGCGACGACUAUCCGAGAAGGUUGGAUUUGUUUCAAAAAUUUAGUGAGGAGAAAAAUUGAAAUAAAUUGAUUUUUCAGAGCCCAAAAAAAGGUACUGACAGUAGAUAUUACUUAAUCCUCGAUCACGAUUAAAAGGCCUUUUUCAUUAAAAAUUAUAAAACUGAAUAUUUUUAAUCGAAAAGUUCUGUUGACUUCAAAAUCAAGCUGUUCGAACGAUUUUUAAAUCCUAGAGACAACCAUCACAAAAUUCGCUUCUUUCUCGAAUAAUAGCCGAUCCAAGGAGACCCUAAAAAAAUGAAAAAAUAUCGAUUUUCAGAGCCCAAGAAGGUAUAUUACUGUCAGAGAUGCCUCAAUCACAACAGGGCGGAGCCGAGGAAAAAUCACAAGGUAUUUAAAAACAUUCCUGUUUCAAAGAAUGGUUUUUGAGAGAAAAACUCUGGAAAAAAACAAAGAAAAAAACCAGAUUUCAUGAAGAAACUUGAAAAAAAUGUAUAGACUGCGAUAACUUGAGAGUUGCAGAGAAACAAAGAAAUUAAAAAAAAAUACGAAUUUUCAGAUUUUUUUCUCGAAAAUUAAAGUAUUUUUGAGAGAGAAACCUUUCUAAAGUCGAAAAAAAGCAAGAUUUCGAGAACUUGAAUGAUUUAGAGAUAAAGAGUGUGAUGAAUUGAGAGACGCAGAGAAAAAAAUAGAAAGAUUUGAAAAAUAAACCAAAAAAAGUGAAAAAAACGUCAAUUUUUUUGCAAGAUUCAUGAUUUUUUUAAGAAGAAAAACCCUUGUGUAAAAAAACCAAAAAAAAGCAAGAUUCCAAGAAUUUGAAUGAUUUAGGGAGAAAGUGUGUGCUAAAUUGAGAGACGCAGAGAAGCAGAAAUUUUUUUGAAGUUUUAUAUGAAAAAAAGCAUAAACACAACUUUUUUUCAAUAAAAAAAGGUAACUUCAUUUUUCAUGAAAACUAAAAAAAUUGAUAUUCGAAAAUUCCUAUUGAUGGUUCCACAAUUAUAACUUGAAGAUUAAGAGGAAAAAAAUGAUUUUUUUGAUUUUUGGCUAGACCUUCUAGGUCAACUUACUGUUUUAUCUAGAUUGUAAAAAAAUUUUGAGCGGAAAAAAACCGUUGUAAAACGCCUUCGAAACUUUAUAAAAGCUGAUAAAUCGAUAAAAUUUGCAGUGCGAUUGCCCUUUCGCCAAGUGUUCCUGUUUCAAAUGUAGUUUGGUCGAGAAACGACGUCGUCUGAAUCUUCAGCUUCACGAGUUGGAAGGCGACGUCGAGAAAAAGGAUGUGAAUGAUGAUGAUGAGGAUCGUUCGAGGAAUAAAGGAGGUUAUCAAUGA